Phragmites australis (common reed) is the source of this 810-nucleotide messenger RNA. RefSeq names its product dolichol-phosphate mannose synthase subunit 3-like. NCBI's taxonomy places the organism in Eukaryota, Viridiplantae, Streptophyta, Magnoliopsida, Poales, Poaceae. The record is from RefSeq and is a predicted model, not a curated record. The transcript has 4 exons. Bases 313 to 582 code for a protein of 89 amino acids. Gene Ontology annotation, cellular component: dolichol-phosphate-mannose synthase complex; endoplasmic reticulum membrane. Gene Ontology annotation, biological process: GPI anchor biosynthetic process.
CCCCUGCAUUCUUCAGUUAGGGCCAGCGAACCAGACCAAGGGAUCGGAGGACAGGGGACGGUACCGGCGCGAGUCACAACAGCGACGCGGGCGCAUCACGGCAGCGGCGUCCUCCCCAACGCCGCUUCCACCGCUGUCGUCGCUUCCCGCCGCCGGCCCAACCCACUCGCCCCCCCCCCCCCCCCCCGCUGCCACGACGUCAUCCUCGUCGCCGCCGCGCCGCCCUCCCGCCGACACGACGCUAUCGAGCACCCGUCCUGCCUCCGUGCGCCAACUGUCUCAAAGAUCCGAGGAAAACACCACAUUUCCCAAAUGAAGCACAUAUUCAAGAUUGUUGCAAUGCUGGUAGCAAUCUCAGCCAUCUGGAUUUCUCUCCUUGAAACGUCAACUGUUCCUCGAAGUUAUACUUGGUUGCUUCCCAUCUACCUGGUAGUGGCUCUUGGAUGCUAUGGCCUUUUUAUGGUUGGAUUUGGACUUAUGUUCUUCCCAACUUGUCCUCAAGAAGCUAUACUACUACAACAGGAUAUUGUGGAGGCAAAGGAAUUCUUAGGAAAGAAGGGUGUUGAUGUAGGCUCUAAGUGAGGUCAAUUCAGUGAUUAAUAUUCAUGACCCUUUGAAGGAUCACCUUUCUGUUCCUUAGAAAAUAGGUUAUUUUUUGGAUACUGUAGCUAGGCAAUAUAGCAUUUCACUAUGUUGAGAACUAUUACUGACACAGUUUUGGUGAGUUGACAUGAUACAAUUAUGCUUUUGUCAAAGAUUGGAGAUAAGUUGACAUGCCAGUAUCAUAACAAGUGCAUUGCUGUUCUGGGU